AUGCCCUCAGCAAACUCGCCGCUGUCUCCCCGUCUGGAGUCUCUCGCCAUUCCGUCGCAGGCCCGACGACGCCCGCCGCUGCACGCCCGCCAGACUUCCUCAGGCACAGCUGCCAAUCUCAGGCUGCCGUCGCUGCCGCGCUUCCAUCCUGCCAAUUUCGCAUCGUCCCAGAACUCCAGCACGGCGGCAACCCCGGUCACUGGACCAAACUCUCCGCAGCCGCCUGUUUCGCCGCGCACCCACCAGCGGCAGUACUCGGAAGUCCAGCGCCAGAUGUAUCUCUACCAGCAGCAGCUCAUGGCCAACGCGAGGAACCAAGCCCGAGGCGUAACUGCGAAGCCGACGAGCCCCCGCCUGAUCCCUCUCGAGAGCCCAGGACCCGUCACCCCAAUGGACCUCGAAGGCGCCGCCGACGGCUACCUCACCGCCGGAGUCAACACCAACGACGCCGCCUCCCACGUCGACAAGCUCAUCCGAGAGGAAGCUCUUCGCCGCGGUGAGAUCUCGCCAGGACGGACCACCUCUGUCGGCGGCAGAUGA
Molecule: messenger RNA, 540 nt
Organism: Trematosphaeria pertusa
Lineage: Eukaryota; Fungi; Ascomycota; Dothideomycetes; Pleosporales; Trematosphaeriaceae
Exons: 1
Coding region: 1-540 (179 amino acids)
Source: RefSeq, a predicted model, not a curated record